AUGUUUCAUAAAAUAUGGAUAAAAGAUGGUUUUCUAUUGAAACCACAUCCUAUUGGUCUACCAUGGAGAGAAGAAAAGGAGCUUGGUGUUGAUAUGGAGAUUAAUGAAAUAAAUAGACGUAGUAUUAAUAAUUCUAAAAAAAAACCAAGUUUUUUAUCAUUAGCACAAAAAAAUUGUUUUGAAUAUGGUUACCUUAAUAAUAUAUUAAAAAAUUACCAUGAUUCAAGAAAAACAAGUAAUAAUAGUAUCAUUUCAAUUGAUUUUGAUAAAAAACGUGAUGACAUAUUUAUGAGAAGUAAAGAUAAUUAUAAUAAUUCUUUAUUAAAAAGUGUAUGUAAAAAGAGUGUUGAUGAUAAUCGUGGAAGUUUUAAUAAUAGAUAUUCUAAUUCUAAAGAAAUUUUUUCUAAAAGUAACAAUAAUUUAUUUGAAAAUAAAAAUAAUAUUCAUAGUCUUUCAAUACAACCAACACAAUUAAAUACCAAUAAUUCAUCUUAUGAAGAUUCUUAUAAUUAUAAAAGAUUUCCUUCAAUAGGAAAAUUGAGUUCAUCAUCAUCAAUAGUUAUAAAUCAACCAACUCAAUUAUCAUCAUCUUCAAAUACUUUGUUACAUCAACAAAUGAUAUUAAAUGAUAAUAAUUCUUCCAAGACAAAUGUUAAUAUAUCUCAAACAGAUAGAAAAAAUUCAAAAAGAAAUAUACAAUCAAACUUUAAUUCUUCCAUCAAACUUGAUUCAUUUACUGGAAUUAAUAGUGAAAAUAUAAAACAAAUAUUUUUAGAAAAUGAUCUUGAGAAAUAUAUAGAAAAAAUUGAACAACAUGAAAUUGAUAUGGAAAUAUUUUUAACAUUAAAUCGACAAGAUCUUAUAAAUGUUUUUGAAAUAAAAACUAAAACUGAAGAUAAUAUACACUUAACAACAAUGCUUAAUUUAAUAAAAUAUUAUAAAAAUCUUUACAAUAUAACAUAA
Strongyloides ratti is the source of this 963-nucleotide messenger RNA. Its product is annotated as Sterile alpha motif/pointed domain-containing protein. The record is from RefSeq and is a predicted model, not a curated record. Bases 1 to 963 code for a protein of 320 amino acids. NCBI's taxonomy places the organism in Eukaryota, Metazoa, Nematoda, Chromadorea, Rhabditida, Strongyloididae. The transcript is spliced from 3 exons.